Molecule: messenger RNA, 2518 nt
Organism: Arabidopsis thaliana (thale cress)
Lineage: Eukaryota; Viridiplantae; Streptophyta; Magnoliopsida; Brassicales; Brassicaceae
Gene: CSLB01
Product: cellulose synthase-like B1
Exons: 9
Coding region: 118-2391 (757 amino acids)
Biological process (GO): cellulose biosynthetic process
Cellular component (GO): Golgi membrane; membrane
Molecular function (GO): cellulose synthase (UDP-forming) activity
Source: RefSeq, marked reviewed
AUUAACUCUUAGCACAUUAAUUAGGAGUUUCCCACAUGCGUAUUUAUAUACAAGCAUGAAGCAUUCAUCGAUGUGAAGUUCGAAAACAUAUCCAAAAACUGCAAGAAAGCUCCUCCCAUGGCGGAUUCAAGCUUUUCUCUUCCUCCUCUUUGUGAAAGGAUCUCAUACACGAACUAUUUUCUAAGAGCUGUAUAUCUCACGGUUCUAGGCCUUUUCUUUUCUCUUCUCUUGCACCGAAUCCGACAUACGAGCGAAUACGACAACGUUUGGCUCGUGGCUUUCUUUUGUGAAUCUUGUUUCUUCUUGGUAUGUCUGCUUAUUACUUGCCUAAAAUGGAGUCCUGCUGAUACUAAACCCUUUCCUGAUAGACUUGAUGAAAGGGUUCAUGACCUUCCUUCGGUGGAUAUGUUCGUGCCCACAGCAGAUCCGGUUCGAGAGCCACCGAUUAUGGUUGUGGACACCGUGCUUUCGCUGUUAGCUGUAAAUUAUCCGGCAAAUAAACUAGCUUGUUAUGUGUCGGACGAUGGAUGCUCACCUCUCACUUAUUUCUCUCUCAAGGAAGCUUCUAAGUUCGCCAAGAUUUGGGUACCGUUCUGCAAAAAGUACAACACUAGAGUUAGAGCUCCUUCUAGAUAUUUUCUGAAACCUAUAAGCGUCGCAACAGAGGAUUAUGAAUUCAAUAGAGACUGGGAAAAGACGAAGAGGGAGUACGAGAAGUUGAGGCGGAAAGUGGAAGAUGCCACCGGAGAUUCUCAUAUGUUGGAUGUAGAAGAUGAUUUUGAAGCAUUCUCAAACACAAAACCAAAUGAUCAUUCAACUCUAGUUAAGGUGGUAUGGGAGAACAAGGGAGGUGUAGGAGACGAGAAAGAGAUCCCUCAUAUCAUAUACAUAUCAAGAGAGAAAAGACCAAAUUAUGUUCAUAAUCAAAAAUGUGGAGCCAUGAACUUUCUGGCAAGAGUGUCAGGGUUGAUGACAAACGCACCAUACAUCUUGAACGUGGAUUGCGACAUGUAUGCCAAUGAUGCAGAUGUAGUCCGACAAGCAAUGUGUAUACUUCUGCAAGAAUCAUUAAAUAUGAAACAUUGUGCUUUUGUUCAAUUCCGUCAAGAAUUCUAUGAUUCAAGCACCGAGCUAAUAGUCGUCCUACAAUCACAUUUGGGACGAGGAAUCGCGGGAAUCCAAGGACCGAUAUAUAUAGGAUCAGGAUGCGUCCACACGAGAAGAGUUAUGUAUGGUUUAUCUCCAGACGAUUUCGAAGUUGAUGGAAGUCUUUCUUCAGUUGCUACAAGGGAGUUUUUGGUUAAGGAUAGUUUAGCGAGAAGAUUUGGUAAUUCUAAAGAGAUGAUGAAAUCAGUGGUUGAUGCAAUACAAAGAAAUCCAAAUCCACAAAAUAUACUUACAAACUCCAUAGAAGCGGCUCGAGAAGUGGGACAUUGUCAGUACGAGUACCAAACCAGCUGGGGAAACACCAUCGGCUGGUUAUAUGAUUCAGUGGCGGAAGAUUUAAACACGAGUAUCGGAAUACAUUCGAGAGGUUGGACUAGCUCAUACAUUUCUCCGGAUACACCUGCAUUUCUUGGAUCUAUGCCGGCAGGAGUACCCGAGGCGUUACUCCAGCAGCGUCGAUGGGCGACAGGAUGGAUCGAAAUCCUUUUCAACAAGCAAAGUCCGUUGCGAGGAUUGUUUAGCAAGAAAAUAAGAUUCCGACAACGAUUAGCUUAUCUUUGCAUUAUCACCUGUCUAAGGUCAAUCCCUGAGCUUAUUUAUUGUCUCCUUCCUGCUUAUUGCCUACUCCACAACUCUACCUUAUUCCCCAAGGGACUUUAUUUAGGCAUAACUGUCACACUUGUUGGGAUACAUUGUCUCUAUACUCUAUGGGAAUUUAUGAGCCUUGGUUAUUCCGUACAAUCGUGGCUAGUCUCCCAAUCAGUUUGGAGAAUAGUAGCCACUAGUAGUUGGUUAUUUAGCAUCUUUGAUAUCACACUCAAGCUUCUUGGCAUCUCGGAAACGGUGUUCAUAAUCACUAAAAAGACUGUGGCUGGGACCAAGUCAGCAUUAGGGUCUGGACCCUCUCAAGGAGAAGACGUUGGUCCAAACUCAGACUUGUUUAAAUUUGAAUUUGAUGGCUCACUUUGUUUCUUGCCUGGCACAUUUAUUGUGUUGGUGAAUAUAGCCGCUCUAGCUGUUUUUUCUGUGGGUCUACAACGGUCGAGUUACAGCCAUGAAGGAGGUGGUUCGGGUCUGGCAGAGGCUUGCGGAUGUGUUUUGGUAAUGAUGUUGUUCCUUCCAUUUCUAAUGGGUUUGUUUAAGAAAGGAAAAUAUGGAACCCCAUUGUCUACUCUCUCUAUAGCUGGCUUUUUAGCAGUUUUAUUUGUUGUUUUCUCUGUUUGAAUGUAGUAUGGUGAUAUGUGUUUGUUGUGUUACUACGCUAAGUUUACCAUGACAUUGUCUUAAUUAAUAAUUCUAUAUAUGUAACUUUAUUUUGCGUGCAAAAUGUUUGCCCAAAACUAUAAUUAAC